AUGGAUCCCAAUUCAGAUUCCACGCACGAUACGCAACAACCCCCGGAAAUGGAAUCCAGGAUGCAGCAGGCGGAGGAACAAGGGCGGGCCGGGACUCGGGCAACGGGGUCUAGCACCAGCACUGCGGAUAUGUACUCGACGACAACGAGUUCCCUCGCUGACCUGGGGAAUCACAUCAGCAACAUGGCUGGGACGACCAUGGCCGAAAUCAGAAAUAAAGCUGGUGCGGUUUCAGCCGAGGAUGUUGUGCGGGAGGUUCGGGAUACGGCGUACUCGAUCACGAUGGGGAGUAAACAGGCGGAGGAGAGUACGGGUACGGGGGUUGAGGACUGCGAUCCUCAAGAAGCUCGCAGGAUUGAUGAGCUGCCCAAGGAGCGAAUCGCCGAGUUUCUGCAGGAAAAGCACAAGAGCGAUGCGGUGCAGCCUUCGAAGCAGCAAUGA
This is a messenger RNA of Aspergillus fischeri NRRL 181, 441 nucleotides long. RefSeq lists its product as uncharacterized. The record is from RefSeq and is a predicted model, not a curated record. Lineage: Eukaryota; Fungi; Ascomycota; Eurotiomycetes; Eurotiales; Aspergillaceae. Bases 1 to 441 code for a protein of 146 amino acids. The transcript is spliced from 2 exons.